CUGAUGAAUGAUGGCUAUAUUUCUUAUGGUCAGUGUGUACUCCAGGUUUUCAUCUUCACAUCUCUGGCUUGGUCUGAGUUGGCCAUUCUCACAGUGAUGUCUUAUGACCGCUAUGCAGCCAUCUGCUUCCCACUACACUAUGAGGUCAUCAUGAAUCCUAGUAAGUGUCAGUGGGCUGUGAUAGCUGUAUGGCUAAGUGGAAGCAUCUCUGGAAUCUUGUACACAUCAGCCACGUUCUCCAUUACAUUCUGUAAGGCCAAAAUAAUUCACCAGUUCUUCUGUGACGUCCCCCAGUUGCUAAAGCUCUCCUGUUCAAAUAAUUACCUUGGAGCGAUUGGAGUGGAAGCUUUCAUGUUUCUGAUUGUAUUCAUCUGCUUCUCCUCCAUUGUCAUCUCCUAUAUCCACAUCUUCUCCACAGUACUAAGAAUGCCCUCUGAUGAGGGCAGAUCCAAGGCCUUCUCUACCUGCCUGCCCCACCUCUUUGUUGUCUCCUUUUAUAUCACCACAGGUACCUUUGAGUUUCUAAAACCGACUUCAGAUUCUCCAACUGCUUUUGACCUUAUGAUCUCUAUCUUUUAUACUGUCAUUCCGCCAAUACUCAACCCUAUUAUAUAUGGUCUGAGGAAUGAGGCCAUGAAGGAAGCUUGCAGAAAGUUACGGUUGGGUGGACAAUUCACCAGGAAAAAAACAUUUUUAUUCUGUUGUUGA
Molecule: messenger RNA, 708 nt
Organism: Chrysochloris asiatica (Cape golden mole)
Lineage: Eukaryota; Metazoa; Chordata; Mammalia; Afrosoricida; Chrysochloridae
Product: olfactory receptor 14J1-like
Exons: 1
Biological process (GO): G protein-coupled receptor signaling pathway
Cellular component (GO): membrane
Molecular function (GO): olfactory receptor activity; G protein-coupled receptor activity; odorant binding
Source: RefSeq, a predicted model, not a curated record